AUUUCAAUUCAUUUCAUUAAUCUCCAAAACCCUAAUUCAAUCAAAUCCCCAAUUCAAAACUCCACCAUGAAAUUAAGGCUUAGAUCACUACCAUCCAAAGAAACAAUCAAAUUAGAAUUACCCAACGAAUCCAAUCUCCAACAACUCAAAGAAACCCUAAUUCUCGCCAUUUCCUCUUCAUCUUCCCCAAAUUCUCUGCAUUUCUCCCUCAACGGAAAACAUGAACUCUCAUCAACAUCUAAUCAAGAUUCUCUCAAGUCUCUCGGCAUCACCUCCGGCGAUCUAAUCUAUUUCACUCGAAACCCAUCUGAGUUCGCUCCAAUUCAACAGACCCAAGAGGCUAAUUUUCAAAAUUCUGUAAAAGAAACUGAGAAUUCUCAAGAAUUGAAGGGUGGUGCGUUGAAUGGAUCUUUAAUUCAAGAUUCUUCUGUUGAAGAAAUUUGUAAAGGAAAAUCUGUAAUGGGUUGUGAAGAGAAUUAUCAAGAAAUGAAGGGUCUUGAAUCGAAUCCGCCGAAGAAAGAAUCUUUAUUUCAAGAUUCUUGUGUUAAUGUGAUUUGUAAGGGAAAAUCUGUAAUGGGCUGUGAAGGAAUUGAGAAUCAAGAACCGGAGAAUGUGGAUCAUAUGGAUGUUGAUAAAGAUGAGAAGGGUUUUACGGAGCCGUGUUUCUUGAAGAGGGUGUUGAGAUAUGAAGAAUUUGGUGAUGAUUUUAGUGAUAGUAAGCUUCUGUUUAUAGCAAUUCAUGCUGUUUUUUUGGAAUCUGGUUUUAUUGGGUUCGAUUCGGUGUUGGGUUUACGAGUUGAUCUUUUUCAUAUUCUUCAAGAGCAGCCUUUGAUGAACUUUACUACUUCGGUAUGUUACACAGUUCCUGAACUUUUAGGUAAUGAUAAUGUGACUGAUUUUGUUGUUUUGAAGUUUCAGACUUUAGGGCAGUUUGUUAAUGUAUAUGGGUCGUUGUCUAUGAGUCAAUCUUCUGUGUAUAAGUCAUGUUUGGAUAAGUGUAGAUUUGUGCCGGUUAUUGGUUCGAUUUGGGGUAACUGGGAUAAGAGUGAUAGGGAUUAUGAAAGUGAUUCGUAUAAUGAAAAUAUUGUUUUUGAGCUGUGGAAAACUGUAAAAGAUCAGCUUGCUUUGCCAUUGUUGAUCGAUCUUUGUGAGAAGACGGGUUUGGACCUUCCCCCUUGCUUGAUGUUUUUGCCAGCUGAUAUAAAGCUUAAGAUUUUGGAGUAUGUUCCUGGUGUUGAUGUUGCGAAAGUGACGUGUGUUUGCAAAGAGAUGCAGUACUUGUGUUCCAACAAUGAUUUGUGGAAGAAGAGAUAUGAAGAGGAAUUUCGGUGUGAACCGCGACAGCCACCAACGACCCAUUGGAAAAAGAAGUUUGUUUCAGCUUGGGAGAGAAUGAAGAGAGGGAGCUUAUCAUAUACUAUGUUGCAUCCACCUUUUAUGGCUCCCCAACCAUUUGGUGGUGGAAUUGCAGGUGGUGAUUAUGACCGCCUUCCAGGCUUCGGUUUCCCUUUUGCUUAUGGUCGGCGGACUCAAAUUUACCAGCCUCCUGGAAACCUCUCCCGAAUGAUGCGAGAAAGAGAUGUGAUACGACGGUAUAUGGCCCCUAAUUAUCUUGGAGGAUUUAACGCAUAGGGUGUUUAAUGAUAGGUUUCCUAUUAGUUGGAAACAUUUUGGAACUAGUAUGUACACAUAUUAAGUACUAAUCAAGUGUACUGCCAUAUCUACUAGGCUGAUUACUCAUUGUAUGAGUCUGUUAAUAUACUUUGUUUUCAUUUUGAUAAAUCUAUAAAUAAUUGUUAGUGUG
Mercurialis annua (annual mercury) is the source of this 1804-nucleotide messenger RNA. Its product is annotated as F-box protein SKIP22-like. The record is from RefSeq and is a predicted model, not a curated record. Gene Ontology annotation, molecular function: protein binding. Bases 67 to 1632 code for a protein of 521 amino acids. The transcript has a single exon. NCBI's taxonomy places the organism in Eukaryota, Viridiplantae, Streptophyta, Magnoliopsida, Malpighiales, Euphorbiaceae.